This is a messenger RNA of Drosophila rhopaloa, 3799 nucleotides long. RefSeq names its product DNA repair endonuclease XPF (gene mei-9). Gene Ontology annotation, biological process: nucleotide-excision repair involved in interstrand cross-link repair; resolution of meiotic recombination intermediates; double-strand break repair via homologous recombination. The record is from RefSeq and is a predicted model, not a curated record. The transcript is spliced from 7 exons. The coding region runs from base 45 to 2954 and encodes 969 amino acids. Gene Ontology annotation, molecular function: single-stranded DNA endonuclease activity; damaged DNA binding; single-stranded DNA binding. Gene Ontology annotation, cellular component: nucleotide-excision repair factor 1 complex. NCBI's taxonomy places the organism in Eukaryota, Metazoa, Arthropoda, Insecta, Diptera, Drosophilidae.
UUUGUCCAGUUGCGAAAUAUAAUCCUUGGAAAUAAUAUCACAUUAUGUCCGAUCUGGAGCCAGAAAAUGAUGAAAAAGAGGAGGAGCAAGAACAGCCGGAGGAACUGGAUCCCGCCAAACUGUUGGAAACCACCGCCGCUCUUCAGGAGGACGAGGAUCUGGCAAAUAUAGUGACCGCCGAGGAGUAUUUGAUGUGCAAGGAUGUGGUGCUCUUGGAAUACGAAAAACAAAUGUUUCUCGAUCAGGUUCAGGCGGAUGGUCUUCUAGUUUGCGCCAAAGGCCUGAGCUACGAACGCGUUUUGAUCAAUAUUUUGAAAGCCUACAGCGAUUCCGGGAAUCUGGUACUCGUGAUCAACAGUUCCGACUGGGAGGAGAAGUAUUUGAAGUCCAAAAUGGAACCCAAAUAUGUCCACGAAGUGGCCAAUACGGCCACAGAAAGGGAGCGAGUUUAUGUGGAAGGCGGCUUACAGUUCAUCAGCACCCGUAUCCUGGUGGUGGAUCUGCUGAAGCAGCGCAUUCCCAUCGAGCUGAUCAGCGGAAUUAUUGUCCUGAGGGCGCACACCAUCAUCGAAAGUUGCCAGGAGGCAUUCGCGUUGCGAUUGUACCGGCAGAAGAACAAAACCGGAUUCGUGAAGGCAUUUUCCAGCAGUCCGGAGGCCUUCACUAUUGGCUAUUCGCAUGUAGAGCGCACCUUGCGCAAUCUGUUUGUGAAGAAUUUAUAUAUUUGGCCCCGAUUUCAUGCCACCGUUCGUGGCUCCUUGCAGCCGUGGCAGACACAAACAAUUGAACUUCAUGUUCCACUCAGCCAGAACAUGACUUCAAUUCAAACGCACAUCCUGGACAUUAUGAACUUUCUGGUGCGGGAGAUCAAGCGGAUUAAUCGUACCGUUGAUAUGGAUGCGGUCACCGUGGAGAACUGUGUGACCAAGAAGUUCCACAAAAUACUGCAGGCGCAGCUGGAUUGCAUCUGGCAUCAGCUAAAUUCGCAGACCAAGUUAAUAGUGGCCGAUCUCAAGAUUCUGCGCAGUCUGAUGAUCUCCACCAUGUACCACGAUGCUGUCAGUGCCUAUGCCUUGAUGAAACGCUAUCGGAGCACGGAAUAUGCCCUGAGUAACUCAGGAUGGACUUUACUAGAUGCCGCCGAGCAGAUCUUCAAGCUCUCCAGACAGCGUGUUUUCAAUGGACAGCAGGAAUUUGAACCUGAACCGUGUCCCAAAUGGCAGGCACUCACGGACCUGCUCACCCAGGAUAUACCCGGUGAUAUGCGACGCUGCAGGCGAACGGAACAGCCAAAAGUAUUGAUCCUCUGCCAGGAUGCACGUACCUGUCAUCAGUUAAAACAGUAUCUCACACAAGGUGGGCCACGUUUUCUGCUCCAGCAGGCACUGCAUCAUGAAAUGCCCGUGGGCAAACUGAGCGAUAAGUACGCCAAAGAGGGUCACGGCAGGGAAGCUCCUUUAAAACAGGCUUCCUAUAAAAAGGAGCCACUCAAAGAGGAGGCUUCCAAUUCUCAACCACCGGCUGCUGGUCUGGAUGAACUUGCUCAGCUUUUAAGCGAGUCGGAGGCAGAGGGCCAGCACUUUGAGGAGAGUUACAUGCUAACCAUGACACAGCCGCUGGUGCAGGAGCCUUUAUUGGACAUAAAACCCGAUCCAGAUGUCUCCAUUUUCGAAACCAUACCGGAACUUGAGCAAUUUGAUGUUACAGCGGCACUGGCGGCGUUGCCUCAUCAGCCGUAUAUCUGUCUGCAGACCUUCAAAACGGAAAGUGAGGGAUCGAUGGCACUGGAGCACAUGCUGGAGCAACUGCAGCCUCACUAUGUGGUUAUGUACAAUACGAAUGUCACGGCCAUUCGGCAAUUGGAGGUUUUCGAAGCCAGGCGUCGUCUGCCGCCUGCAGAUCGAAUGAGGGUCUAUUUUCUGAUCCAUGCACGCACCGUGGAGGAGCAGGCCUAUCUGACCAGUUUGCGACGGGAAAAAGCCGCCUUUGAGUUGAUAAUCGAUACCAAAAGUAAAAUGGUGAUACCCGAGUACCAGGAUGGCAAGACCGAUGAAGCCUUCUUGCUGUUCAAGAAUUAUGAUGAUGAACUGGCGGGCGAAAAUGCCAAGAGUCGUCAGGCAGGUGGCCAAGUUUCGCAGGCACCCAAAGAGACGCCCAAAGUCAUAGUGGAUAUGCGUGAAUUCCGCUCCGAUUUGCCCUGUUUAAUUCACAAGCGUGGCCUGGAGGUCCUGCCGUUGACCAUUACGAUUGGCGAUUAUAUACUCACACCGGAUGUCUGUGUGGAACGCAAGUCAAUUUCGGAUUUAAUUGGUUCCUUGAAUUCGGGAAGAUUGUACAACCAAUGUGUGCAGAUGCAAAGACAUUAUGCGAAACCUAUUUUGCUGAUCGAGUUCGAUCAGAAUAAACCGUUUCACCUGCAAGGAAAAUUUAUGCUCUCGCAGCAGACGAGCAUGGCCAAUGCGGACAUAGUCCAGAAAUUGCAGCUGCUCACGUUGCAUUUCCCAAGAUUGCGACUCAUUUGGUCACCCAGUCCUUAUGCCACAGCGCAGCUUUUCGAGGAAUUGAAGCUGGGCAAACCCGAACCGGAUCCCCAAAAGGCGGUGGCUUUGGGCAGCGAUGAGCCCACGGCGGGGGAGCAAUUGCAUUUCAACAGCGGCAUCUACGAUUUCCUGCUACGUCUGCCCGGCGUUCAUACGCGCAAUAUACACGGCCUACUCCGGAAGGGUGGCAGCCUGCGGCAGUUGUUGCUGCGCAGCCAAAAGGAGCUGGAGGAGCUGCUGCAGUCGCAGGAGAGCGCCAAGCUGCUGUACGAUAUCCUGCAUGUGGCCCACUUGCCCGAGAAGGACGAGGUGGCCGGCUCCACGGCGCUGCUGGCAGCUGGCAAGCAAUUUGGCGCCGGCUCGCACAAUCGCUUCAGGAAGGCGGCAGCCGAAUCGAGAAGGGGCCGUCGAUAAACUGAAUGGAGUAGAAACGCAAACAGGGUGCUGAUGCAGGACCUUAAAAACAUAAUAUUCAGAGAACAAAUUAUGGAGGAGCAGCCACUGCUGGACAACCAGGAGAACCAGUAGUCUCUGCACUGAAGUGCCGAGCAAACAAACAGCGCGAAAUUAUGGAAAUUUUUUAAACGUUGCAAUUAAGUCGACAAGGGAAUGGGACGCGGAUGCAGUUGCAGAUGCAGAUGAUGAUGGGGACGAGGAUGAGGUAACUGUCUGGCCGGCAGACAACGUUGACCGCUGGGAUGCGACAACUGCGACAGCAAACUGCAGACGGAGCCUUCGGGGAUGAGCGCUUAAAAAUCAAUUUUCAAUAAAUUUUUAAUUGCCCCCGCACUGGCCGUCUGUCCAUCCCGUCCAUCCCAUAGGAUUGUCCUCCCACGGAACACCAGCAAGAUUAACAGCCGACCAUGUGAUACACGCAGAUAUAAACGGAAUUUUUCAUCCACAAUUCACCUGCAAAACAGCCCCAGACUGAAAUGUGUAAGGUAUAAGAUAUAUAUGUAUUCAGAAGAAAGUUUUCAUUACAUUAUAUAUUUAUUUUAUUUUUUUUCAUCUUUAAAAAUGUGUUUCUUGUCAAAUGUAUGGAUUUCCUGUUAGCCCAUAAGUUUGUUAUUUGUAUUAAUAACUUUUACAGGAAAUUACGAAAUUAUGACUAGCAGUAAUUUCAGUUUUGAACAGUAAAAGAGGCUAUUCCUUCCUUACUUAGUGCUACGCCCAUUGCCCAUCUAAAUCCUUCCCAGAUUCAGUGCAUAAUUUCAAAAACCGCAAUUGGUUGCCAACUGAAAUGACGUUAAGCGGGGUAA